Molecule: messenger RNA, 1740 nt
Organism: Pteropus alecto (black flying fox)
Lineage: Eukaryota; Metazoa; Chordata; Mammalia; Chiroptera; Pteropodidae
Product: ubiquitin-like modifier-activating enzyme 1
Biological process (GO): ubiquitin-dependent protein catabolic process; DNA damage response; protein ubiquitination
Cellular component (GO): cytoplasm; nucleus
Molecular function (GO): ubiquitin activating enzyme activity
Source: RefSeq, a predicted model, not a curated record
AUGGCCAAACGAAAUCGAAAGGACGACUUCCUGAAGGAGUUCCACGAAUUGAACCUUCAGAGCCGGACCUUCACCAUGGGAACUCGAUGGGCGAACCCCCCAACCUGGGGACAGUUGAAGAAGAUGACUCAAGAAGCUGAAAAUAUCUUGACCCAGACUAGGCAGCCUCGUACCCCUGCAUCUCUCUUUCUAGCCAUGUUGGCGGUGGUUACCUGCCAGAGAGUUGGACAGGGCAGGAGGGUUGGUGAAUGGACUGACAGACACCCAUCCAUCCCGUUCAUUCCCCUAGAUCCCUAUGCCUUCAGUAUCUGUAAUACCUCUAGUUUUUCUAACUAUACCCAUGGAGGCAUCAUCAGUCAGGUCAGAGUACCUAAGAAGAUCAGCUUUAAAUCCUUGCCAGCCUCACUGGCAGAGCCAGACUUUGUGGUAACAGACGCUGCCAAGUACUCUCACCCUGCCCAGCUGCACAUUGGCUUCCAGGCCCUGCACCAGUUCUGUGCUCAGCACAGCCGUUCCCCUCGGCCCCACUCUGAGGAGGAUGCAGCAGAACUAGUGACCCUAGCACAGAUGGUGAAUGCCUAAGCCCUGCUGGUGGUGCAGCAGGGCAACUUGGAUGAAGAGCUCAUUCAGAAACUGGCAUACGUGGCUGCUGGGGAUCUGAUCCCUAUAAAGGCCUUCAUGAAGGCCUGCUCUGGGAAGUUUAUGCCUAUUAUGCAGUGGCUGUACUUUGAUGCCUUUGAGUGUCUCCCCGAGGAUAAAGAGGUCCUCAUAGAGGACAAGUGUCUCCCGUGCCAGAACAGUUACAAUGGGCAGGUGGCUGUAUUUGGCUCAGACCUACAAGAGAAGUUGGGCAGGCAGAAUUACCUCUUGGUGGGUGCAGAGACCGUUGGCUGUGAGCUGCUCAAGAAUUUUGCCAUGAUUGGUCCAGGCUGUGGGGAGAGGGGAGCAGUCACCGUUACAGACAUGGACGCCAUUGAGAAGUCCAACCUGAACCGACAGUUUUUGUUCCGGCCUCGGGAUGUCACGGUUUCCUACCGUUAUAUCUCCAUCUACAUGCCUUUGCAAAAUUUUUGGCUCAAGGCCAUGCUACCCAGCCCAGAGAUACUCCCUGGGUUCAAGAUGUACCCCAUCAACUUUGAGAAGGAUGAUGACAGCAACGUCCAUGUGGAUUUCACUGUGGCUGCAUCCAGCUUCCAGGCAGAAAACUAUAAUAUUCCUCCUGUAGACUGGCAUAAGAGCAAGCUGGUUGCGGGCAAGAUCAUCCCAGCCAUUGCCACAACCUCAACAGCUAUAGUUGGCCUUGUGUGUCUGGAGCUCUACAAGGUGGUACAGGGACACCAACAGCUUGAGUCCUAUAAGAACAGCUUCAUCAACCUGGCCCUGCCCUUCUCCAGCUCCUCCGAGCCCUUUGCUAUGCCUUACAAUAACCAAGAGUGGACAUUGUGAGAUCACUUUGAGGUACAGGGGCUACAGCCUAAUGGUGAAGAGAUGACCCUCAGACAGUUCCUCAACUGCUCUAAGAGAGAACACAAAUUAGAGAUCACCAUGCUGUCCCAAGGAGUGUCCAUGCUCUACUGCUUUUUUCAUGCCAGCUACCCUCUUCUCUCUCACCCCAGAUUGAGCUGUGUGUCAAAACGAAUGUUGGGCCAGCACGUGCAGGCACUGGUGCUUGAGAGGUACUGCAUCGAUGAGAGUGGCAAAGACGUUAAGGUCUCCUAUGUACAUUACACCAUCUGCUGA